AUGCUUCCAACAAAUAUGCUUUGCGCGCUGUGGCUAUGGGUUUCACUGGUGGUCGCCAACAAAGUAACGCUUUCUAAUAAGGACAAUCAAGUGUGCAGUGGAAUGUACUCUCGAGAGGAUUGGGGCGGUAAAGUAGAUCCUUUCAUUUCCUUCAAUUUGAAAAAUAUAAACGACGAACAAGGGCUUUCCGUGGUCGUAUUUGACUUCAAGGACUAUCAACACAUCGGCGUUGAAAUCGAGUCCAAAAAACACUACAUUUGCGAUGAUUAUGCUAUCAGUCAUGGUGUUUGCAAUGAAACUCACAAAAACGAGUAUUUGGUACAGAAGGUUAUCGUGGAUCCAACGACGGGCGCAAACGAAACCGCAGGUGCCCAAAUUAUGACUUUUUACCAGAAGGACACCGGAAACCACGAAACACAGUAUCCAGUGAAAUCUACAGGCUACUAUUGUGUGGUGGCCACUUCCCUCAACGAAGAAUCUGCGAGCUAUUCGGCAGUCGUGAACUUCAGAAAUGCGUAUGGACAACUGCCCGGCGCGGAAAUUAACAAUCUUCCCCUAUAUGGACUUUUGACCAUUUUUUACCUUGUGGCCAUGGCUCUCUACAGUUUUGCCUUUUGGAAGCACAAGAAUGAGGUUCUUCCACUGCAAAAAUACCUACUGGCGUUCUUUGCAUUUCUCACCGUUGAACAGAUAUUCAUUUGGGCUUACUACGACAUCAAGAACGAAAAGGGUAACACUGCUGGUACCAAAGUUUACAUGGUAUUUGUCUCGAUUAUGACCGCAGCCAAGACCUCCUUCAGCUUCUUCCUUCUCUUGGUCAUUGCUCUUGGAUACGGUGUCGUGUAUCCCAAGCUCAAUAAAAAGUUGAUGAGACGGUGUCAAAUUUUUGCAAUCGUCAAUUUCGCUGCAAGUGUCGCCUAUCUGAUUCAAAGUUAUUUGACUAACCCAGAGUCCGUCACUCUUUGGCCCCUGGCUACUUUGCUUCCCUUGGGUAUCACGAUGCUUGGAUUCUAUUUCUGGAUUUUGAGAUCCAUGUCACAGACUUUGCGUUAUUUACAAGAACAGAGACAAGUGGUUAAGCUGAAGAUGUACAAAAAGCUACUAUCGACAAUUUACUUUUCCCUGUUUGUUUUGUUUGCAGGAAUUGUUCUCUCUUCGUUUGUGUUCCUGGGAAUGAACACAAUAGAAAUGGUUGAACAGCACUGGAGGACGAGAUUCUUCUUCGUAGAAUUCUGGCCUUCAUUGGUUUACUAUUUCGUGUUUGUUACCACUGCCUUUAUCUGGAGACCAACAGAUACUUCGUACAUGUUAGCAUGUUCUCAGCAGCUUCCAACGGAUCCUGAAAACGUCGCUGAUUUCGAUCUAGACGACCUGCAAUCGUUAGAGGGACCCUCGAAUCACAUCGAUGAUGACCUCAACUUCUCAGAUGACGAAGAGCCUCCGCGUAGAAGUACAAAUGAGCAGAGGCAAGAUAAAUAG
This is a messenger RNA of Lachancea sp. 'fantastica', 1479 nucleotides long. The record is from the annotation of a GenBank genome assembly. Lineage: Eukaryota; Fungi; Ascomycota; Saccharomycetes; Saccharomycetales; Saccharomycetaceae.